AUGGUUCUGUCUCGCCUAAGGUGCCUGGACGGCCACAUCCUUGCAAAUGCCCUGAUCUGGUUCCCGAUAGAAGCUGCUCAUUGGCUAUUGGGGCGAGGAGGCGCACAGUCCCGACACCACAUCCGCCGACAUGCGGUGGAUGGUAGGAUAAAGAUUUGUGGUUGGUUCGGGAGACACAGUUCGCUUUUCGAAGCCGGUGUUGUUCAAAGUCCAGCGAUGUUUACCGUAUUGAAGCUGAAGUUCAGUUGGACGAGAAGUGGAGUAGCAUCUGGUGUGGUUGCCAGUGCCGCGGCAAGAGCGAACGGGGCGCCGGUAUUCUCCACCCAGCCGUAUCGCAGGCAAGGGACCCGUUAG
This is a messenger RNA of Fusarium proliferatum ET1, 354 nucleotides long. RefSeq lists its product as uncharacterized. The record is from RefSeq and is a predicted model, not a curated record. The transcript is spliced from 2 exons. Bases 1 to 354 code for a protein of 117 amino acids. NCBI's taxonomy places the organism in Eukaryota, Fungi, Ascomycota, Sordariomycetes, Hypocreales, Nectriaceae.